AUGAGUUCACUUUUUAUAGUAUACCUUCUCCUGUCUAUGAAAUUACAAGAGCUACCUGCAGCCAACGCUGGAGGAAACAAGACUGAUCAAUUUGCUUUGCUCAAGUUCAAAGAAGGGAUAACCAACUAUGCAAAUGGAACAUUCAACUCAUGGAACAAAUCUGUUCCUUUCUGUAAUUGGUUUGGGAUCACAUGUAGUCGUCGUCACGAAAGGGUGACAUCCUUGGUCUUACAAGGCCAAGACUUGUUUGGCUUUAUAUCACCAUAUAUUGGCAAUCUAAGUUUCCUCAAGUUGGUCGAUCUCCGAAACAACAGUUUGCAUUGCCAAAUUCCACCAGAAGUUGGAAACUUAUUCCGGCUAGAACAAUUCAGUGUCAGCAACAACACUUUAGAUGGUGAAAUUCCUACCAACUUGACUCGUUGCUUGCAACUCGGGAUGAUUCGUUUGGCACGAAACAUUCUUGUUGGAAAAAUCCCUCCAGAGCUUGGUUCUUUAAUGAUGCUUCAAGUGCUUGCUCUUAAAAACCACCUUACCGGAAACUUGCCAGACAUGUUAGGUCUUGCUUUCCCAAGUCUACAAAAUUUUGACAUUGGUGGUAAUGAAUUUUCCGGUCUGAUACCGGAUUCAUUGUCUAACGCUUCUCAAAUCCAGUCCAUAGAUAUUGCUGAAAAUAAUUUUUCUGGAAAAGUUUCAGAAAAAAUCAGAAAAGAAGUCGCCUUCCACAUCCUUAAUUAUGGAACCCCUUAUAAAGUAUCUCAUAGAGGCCUUUAUGCAGCAACAAAUGGAUUCUCUCAAGCUAAUUUAAUUGGAUUCGGAAGUUUUGGCAGUGUAUGUAAAGGAUUUCUGAAUCAAAUAGAAAAAGAAGUUGCUAUUAAAGUUCUUAACCUUGAGAAACAAGGAGCUUACAAGAGCUUCAUGGCAGAGUGCAAGGCGCUAAGAAAUACUAGACAACGAAAUCUUGUUAAGUUAUUAACAUACUGCUCUAGUAUUGAUUACCAACGAAAUGAAUUCAAAGCUCUUGUUUUCGAAUUUAUCGAAAAUGGGAGCCUUGAGAAGUGGUUGCAUCCUGAUUUAGACAAUGAAAAUCAAUUGACAAGUUUAAAUCUUCUUCAGCGACUAAGUAUUGCGAUGGAUGUGGCCUCUGCACUUCACCAUCUUCAUGAAUUUUGUGAAACAACAAUCAUUCACUCUGACUUAAAGCCGAGCAAUGUUCUUCUUGAUGAGGACAUGGUUGCCCGUGCAAGUGAUUUUGGUCUAGCAAGGCUUCUUUCGACCGCCAUGGAUUCAUCUCAAAGUGAAAUCAGUACAAUGGGAAUUAAAGGAACAAUUGGAUAUGCUGCUCCAGAGUAUGGCAUAGGUUGUCCAGCAUCAAAUGAGGGAGAUGUUUAUAGUUAUGGGAUUCUUCUGUUAGAAAUAUUCUCCGGAAAAAAACCCACUGAUGACUCGUUCCAAAACGGUAUAAACCUUCACGAGUUUGUGAAGAAGGCAUUGCCAGAAAGACUUAUGAUGGUCGUAGACCCAAGGCUUUUCAAGAAUGAAAUGACAGAAUUGCAAUCAACCAGAGCAGUAAAUGAAGAAGAAAUUAUAGAGCAAGAAGACAGAGACAACAAUGGUAACUUGCUCCAGAUGGAAGCAAAUGUGCAAAAUUGUCUACUUUCAGUACUUGAAAUUGGAGUUGCUUGUUCAGCAGAAUUGCCACAUGAAAGAAUGAAAAUGGAAGAUGUCACCAGAAAAUUGCAUUUUAUAAAAAAUACCUUUCUCGGUACUCAGAUCCAAAGGGACAGACAAAAGUACAAUGAAACUACUGAUAAUAAUUUUGUAAAGGUUUAA
This is a messenger RNA of Jatropha curcas, 1830 nucleotides long. Lineage: Eukaryota; Viridiplantae; Streptophyta; Magnoliopsida; Malpighiales; Euphorbiaceae. The record is from RefSeq and is a predicted model, not a curated record.